AUGACCAUUUUGUCAGCGGAGAGAGCUCCAUCCCGGAGGAUUCUGGCGGUGGUGACAGUCGGGCGAUACACUUGUGCUGCCCCUAUUCUUGAGAUUUGUCGUAUUCUUCAUGCUCGUGGUCAUACCAUCGAGUUUGCCUGUCUUGAUGGACAUCAAGGGCUUGCAACUCCCCAUGCCUUCGUGUCCAAGAUUCAUGUUGUUGGUCGGAACAUGACAGUUGAAGAGGACAAAGCCCUAUAUCGACUGUUUGAUGAGUCCGAUGCCUCAAAUGCGGAAGGCCGCAAAGGCACUUUCCGUGCUCUAAUGAAAUUUCACAGCUGGUGGCCGGAGACUUAUCGAAAUCUCAAGGCCCUCGUUUCUGACCCGGCCUAUCGCCCCGACUUCAUUUUGGCAGACCUUCUCGCUGACGCAUGUAUCGACAUUAUGAAUGAGUUUGAAAUUCCUCUUGCGGUUCACUAUCCACAAAUGCCGAUUCAAAUGGCGCCUCAAAAGUAUAUCCCUGGCAUGCCUGGUGCACAGCUUAAGCAUUUGAGUAGUGAACAUGCCAGCUUGUGGGACCGACUUCAAGAGGAAUAUCACGUCCUACAACUGAUCUUUGCGAUGAAAGACUAUAUCCUGUUUCAAAGGAAGAUGCGUCGAGAAAUGGGACUCGGCCCUCGCCCACCACCAAGAAAGCCAGACUACUUGGUCCUUGUCAACUCGUUCUUUGGUCUUGAAGUUCCAAAGGAUCUUCCUCCACUUAUGAUACCCAUAGGUCCAGUAUUGGCCGACACCUUCACGCCACUGGAUACUACCCCGGAACUGUUAAACUUCCUCCAGGUCCAUAGAAAGGUCAUAUAUGUAGCAUUCGGUUCACACGUUGAACUGCCUGCAUGGCGUGUUCGCCGGCUGAUAAAGGGUUUGGUACAAGCCCUUGAAUCAGGCGAUAUAGAUGGGGUUAUCUGGGCAUGGAAGGAUCGUGCCUCAGUCAUGAAGGACCUUGAAUCUGACCCGAGCUCAAUCGAUGAUGCCAAAGUAGAGUAUUCUGCUAUUUUGGACAACAGAAAUGAGGGAUUUAAGAUUGUGGGAUGGGUUCCCCAGCGCGCGAUUCUUGAUCAUUCAAGCGUUUGCCUCUACCUCUCUCAUUGUGGCGCCUCAUCCACAAUGGAGGCCGUCUACCACGGUGUGCCUGUGGUGGCCAUGCCUGUGUACGGAGAUCAGCUGGCAAACGGAAAGCGCCUAGAGGCUGCCGGAGUUGGCAUCAACAUGAAUAGAAAGAACUUUACUGCCGAAGAAUUGUCCGCAAAUAUAAAAACACUCGUUCGCGAUGAACAGGGCUCGUUCGCACGGAAUGUUCUUCGCUUGCAGCGAAUAGCCACGGCUAACAGUCGACGGAAAUAUGUUGCCGCUGAUAGGAUUGAAGAGGUCAUGUACGAUGCGGAACUUUUAUCUAGUGACGAAGCUGUGGUGAGCCGUCCGAUGCACCUGCAAACACCUGACAGCCGCAUGUCGUGGUUCAAGGCCAACAACCUUGACCUUUAUCUUGUAUAUAUAGCUCUCUUUGCCGUUCCAGUUGGCGCCGUGCGAUGGAUAAGCAAUAACUGGCUGUAG
Talaromyces amestolkiae is the source of this 1590-nucleotide messenger RNA. RefSeq lists its product as uncharacterized. The coding region runs from base 1 to 1590 and encodes 529 amino acids. Gene Ontology annotation, molecular function: UDP-glycosyltransferase activity. The transcript has 2 exons. The record is from RefSeq and is a predicted model, not a curated record. NCBI's taxonomy places the organism in Eukaryota, Fungi, Ascomycota, Eurotiomycetes, Eurotiales, Trichocomaceae.